ACAAUACUAGAGCGCGACCGCUGUGUCCGUCUCUCAUCCGGCAUCGUGCACCGCAGCCCCAAAGUGGAAUUCCAUUGACUGGCCCGAGCCUUCCUAAGAACCCACAGUUCUUUAUCCCUGGACGGACGCAGCUCUGAUUGGUUAAACCCUCCCGGACUCUCCGUAGUUGCUCGAUUCCAUUGGCUGAGAUCUGUCUCUAUGCAAAUCCAACCCUGGAGGCACGCAUUCCAGCACUGCCCACUGACUGCCAGUAAAACCCUGCCUCCCACUGUCGGGACGUUCAUUCAUACGCAGAAACUCAACUCUAUACACAACCGGAGCAUUCAACAAGGGUUUGUCGAAAUAUAAGGCUGUUUGCAGUGACACAUCCUAGCCUAUUCCUCGUUGACAUUCCAGACACUAUUUAUAAAAGCGAAAUUGAAGUAUUAAAGUUUUUUCCGUCUCCCAUGUUGGCACGCAUAGAGACGAGCAUAUUCCUAUUGCGAAUUGGGGAGCCAUAGAACAUCCAUCAAAGUUGACCUUUUGUGGCGAGUAACUCACAAGUUAUUGAAGAACAACAGAAGAGGAAAAGAACGAGAAAAAAAGAACCCAACUGGACUUUCUUAUUCGCUGCUCGCUGCUCAUUUGAAUGCGCCCUGAGACCUCAUUGAAUGACGGUCGGGUUUUAUUUAGUAUCUGUUCGGUGGAUGCCUCUUCAGAUUAUGUGUCCAUAACACGGAUCAUGGAAUGAGGACUUCACACACCGAGAUUUAGGCGGGAUGUAUGUAAUUUGUUAACCGAAGGUCUUUGACUCCACUACAACGCAUAGACCCAGUUUUAUUCGUGCCCGCUCAGGUACCUUCAGACUGUCGUCUGAUUUCCACUGUUGAUCCACGUGCCUUGGGAGAGUUCAUCUAACGACAACGGGUUUAAUUUUUGAGGCAAAUAUCAGAAGAAACAUAGAGCUAUAUAUUCCACAGAGAGUCCGUUUAACUGGAUCCUACUGCGGUGUACAAAUGGUCUUCCUUUGGGACGCCAAAUACGACCCAGCACCUGGUCGGCGCUUCUCCCCCCCUUCCACCACCCUGUUGUCAGGUAAGAUGAGUGAGGGUCUGCCCCUGGGUGCCCAGGAGAGCAGUAGCGCCGCCCUGGUGGGAAAGCUGCGUAUUGCAGACCGAGGCAUGGUGGAGGUGCUGUCAGAACACCCUGGAGAACUGGUGAGGACAGACAGCCCCAACUUCAUCUGUUCUGUCCUACCCACACACUGGAGGUGCAACAAGACGCUGCCCAUCGCAUUCAAGGUGGUUGCCCUUGGUGAUAUACCUGAUGGUACCUUGGUCACGGUGAUGGCUGGGAACGAUGAGAACUACUCAGCAGAGCUCCGCAAUGCCACGGCCGCCCUCAAGAACCAGGUGGCUCGCUUCAACGACCUGCGCUUCGUAGGCCGCAGCGGACGAGGGAAGAGUUUCACUCUGACCAUCACAGUGUUCACCAACCCUCCCCAGGUGGCCACCUACCAGAGAGCUAUCAAGAUCACCGUGGACGGGCCCAGAGAACCACGCCACUCUAGGCAGAUGCAGACAUCUCCGUCGUGGUCCUAUGAGCAGUCCUACCCCUACCUGGGUCAGAUAACCACACCCACCGUCCACUCAACCACGCCCAUCUCACCCAGCCGCUCCUCCCUCAGUGACCUGUCCAGCCGCCUCUCAGGCCCUGACCUCACAGCCUUCAGCGACCCCCGUAUGUCCCUGGAUCGCCCGUUCUCCUCCCUGACCUCGCUCCCUGACAGCCGCUACCCUGACCCGCGCAUGCACUACCCUACUGGGGCCUUCACAUACACCCCAACCCCUGUAUCCAACGGCGCCAUUGGACUGACCAUGGCGACCACCCCUGCUGGGCGUUACCACACCUACCUCCCCCCGCCCUACCCCACAAACGCCCCCCAGGGCCAAAGUGGACCGUUCCAGGCCGGUUCCUCUCCCUAUCACCUGUAUUAUAGCACGGCCGCUGGGUCCUACCAAUUCUCCAUGAUGGCGGGGGGAGGCGGGGAGCGGUCUCCUCCGAGGAUAUUCCCUCCCUGCACCAACGCAUCCACAGGCUCCUCCCUCCUGCACCCGUCUCUGCCAAAUCAGAGUGAAGGGGUGGGGGUGGAAGCGGAGGGAAGUCACAGUAGCUCCCCUACCAAUAUGGUACCCGAGGCCGUAUGGCGGCCAUAUUGAGCACGGCAGCGGGGUUGACAAAUGAUUGACGGACUUGCUGGCUAAUUGGAGUGGAGAAGGGGCUUUCACGGAGCGUUCCUAUUGGAUCAUUAGAAUGAUCAAGGAACAAAUUGUGGAAGGAACAGAAACAGGGUGCCAUUUUACACCGAGGAGCAUGCAGCAGCACUGAACUGAAAAUAAUUCAGCUUUGUUUUAUAAAAGGAUUGUUUGCCAUGGUUAUGAUUGUUGUCGGUAUUAUGAAUUACUCGUGGCCAAAAAUACAAUGGGUGAUUUUUAUGUGUGCCACAGGCACUCCCCUCCUAUCCCACCUCCCCUUGUACCUCCUCCCCCUCUCCUCCCUUAUUCCACCUCCCCUUGUACCUCCUCCCCCUCUCCUCCCUUAUCCCACCUC
Oncorhynchus tshawytscha (Chinook salmon) is the source of this 2589-nucleotide messenger RNA. It is a transcript of the gene runx1, whose product is annotated as RUNX family transcription factor 1. Gene Ontology annotation, molecular function: RNA polymerase II cis-regulatory region sequence-specific DNA binding; ATP binding; DNA-binding transcription factor activity, RNA polymerase II-specific. NCBI's taxonomy places the organism in Eukaryota, Metazoa, Chordata, Actinopteri, Salmoniformes, Salmonidae. The record is from RefSeq and is a predicted model, not a curated record. The transcript is spliced from 6 exons. Gene Ontology annotation, cellular component: nucleus. Bases 996 to 2198 code for a protein of 400 amino acids. Gene Ontology annotation, biological process: neuron differentiation; hemopoiesis; regulation of cell differentiation.